AUGUACCACGUCCAAACAUUUCAAUUUUUCUUUUUAUUGGUUGCUCUCCCAUUGGUAUAUAUGUUUGCCCCAUUGUACAACAAUUAUUUACUUAAGCAACCGAGUAUAAUGAGUCCAUUAUUUGAACAUUCCAAUUUUAGUGUUAUUGUUAAACAAGGUGAAGUCCACCAUCAGUUCAGUGUGCCGGAAUCUGAGUCGAAAACGUGUUUUUCAUUUAGUGAUAGUGAUGAUAUCGAAGUGUUACUCACAGACAAAGUCAAUACAAUUUCAUUCAGUAAAACAGUCACCCAGAAACAUGUCAACAUUGCGUUGACAACUGAACUAGUUUCUCCAAAACAUAUUCCAAAUGAACUCAAAGGGUUUUUUUAUUAUUCUCCAUCUCACAUGUUAAUGUCACCUGGUGUAAUAAUAACUGAAGAUGAUGGGUUUAACAAAGAGAUGGGGUAUGACCCAAGGGAUGAGUCUAGUAUACAAGAGACUCCUUAUAAAGUGGUCUGUUUACACAACUUGACAUAUGUCCAUUUCUUCAUGAUUGGAGCCGUUGAGAUGGGGUCGCGACUUUAUAAUAUUGCUGGCGUUGGAGACUUCUUUUUCGACUCUUCGGAGAUGUUCUUGAUAUUUAUCUUAGCAUCAUUUUCACUCAUUUGCGGGACUAUGUUUACAAGGUGGACUGAACCCAAAAAGGAGAAUUUAGUACUCUAUGGGUGCUUCUCUGUCAUUUUCCUAGCGAUGAAUAGCAUCAAUAAACACUUCACAGAGAACCCUAAUCCUAAUUCCUCAAUCAAUUGUAUAACACCAAUGCUCUAUUUUUCAUUUCUUUUUUUGAGGUAUGACACACUUGGUCAAGUCUUUAAUGCUAUUGGAGAAGCUUUUUUCUUCGUGUGGGAAAAUUUUUAUUACUUAUUAGUACCUCUUAUGGUUUCUUUAGUUGGGUGCUUUUUCUCAACUUAUUUGUGGUUCAGUGUUUUACUGUUUGCGUCAUUACUCGUCAGAUUUGUGGAUAAAGAAAAUAAUAUUAUCACGAAAUUGGCUGCUCUUAUCGACUUCGCAUUCGUGUUACUCUUUUUCCAUUGGAAAUUCUUCAAUAUUGCGUGUCUCCUUCCUUUUUUCGUGUUACUUAUCUAA
Molecule: messenger RNA, 1125 nt
Organism: Entamoeba invadens IP1
Lineage: Eukaryota; Evosea; Mastigamoebida; Endamoebidae
Exons: 1
Coding region: 1-1125 (374 amino acids)
Source: RefSeq, a predicted model, not a curated record